Cylicocyclus nassatus is the source of this 812-nucleotide messenger RNA. NCBI's taxonomy places the organism in Eukaryota, Metazoa, Nematoda, Chromadorea, Rhabditida, Strongylidae. The record is from the annotation of a GenBank genome assembly.
UUUAUGCCCUCCGUUAUCCAUUCUGGAUUUCUUCUAUAGGCAACGGUCGCAUCUCCCGUAUGCUCAUAAUAGCAUGGGGCACAGCAGUUUUCUCAAUGCUACCACAGCUCUAUGUUUGGCGAGAGGUGAACUUCGGAGAGUUCCGUCAAUGUGUUACCAUGUGGACGGAAAAGAUAAAUCUAGUCGAUGAAGCAAAUCAGACCUCAAUGACAGGAGCGGAUAUUCAACUGAUGAAACUUUACGGGAUACAAAAUGUCUUUAUCACUUUUUACAUUCCACUAGUAAUACUUGUCGCCUGUUAUGUGCUGAUUCUAAAGGACAUCUAUAGAACCCUAAACGCUACUGAACCAGAAAGAUCCUCAGCUUUAUACAUCUCGGAGCUCAGUAAGCUUUCAACCAGUAAACGAUGGGCCAGGAAAGAAAAAGAGAGCGCUGUGUCUUUGACUAGUAGGGCUAUUCGUGGCCAAGACAAAUUGCGCAGAGCGAAGGUACGCUCACUACGAAUUACACUUUUGCUCAUAAUUGUUUAUGUGGUCACAUGGUUACCGAACAAUCUCCUUUCAUGGUGGAUGGUAAUUUCGUUUGACACUUAUCGCGACUAUCAAGAUGCAAUGUUUCCUCUAGCAUUCCUCGUCGUUAUGAACAGUGUCAUAAACCCAUUCAUUUAUGGAAGGUGGCAAGGAUUGAAAAUGAUAUUCACUUGCGGAGAAGUAGGGAAGAAACCAAAGAAGCUCUGCUACAUACUACGUUGUUAACCGCGGUCAUGUUUCAUGUACAUAUGCUUGUUGAUCUCAGGUUUUAAUGAACAUUCA